This is a messenger RNA of Caenorhabditis angaria, 913 nucleotides long. The record is from the annotation of a GenBank genome assembly. NCBI's taxonomy places the organism in Eukaryota, Metazoa, Nematoda, Chromadorea, Rhabditida, Rhabditidae.
AUGUCAUUGGAUAAUUUGUGCACCGACGAACUUCAUCAACUUUUCUUAAACAUGGAUUACAAAACUCUGGAGCAUUCAAGAAACUCUUCCAAGAAAAUGAGAGAAGUCAUCGAUAAUUUUCGACAUUGGUACAGGUUUGUAAUUUAUUUUUGUUAAUUUGAUGUUGAUUAGUAAGAGUUUUUUUCAGCAAAGAGCCUGUCAAAAGUUUGUUUGUUGAAAGAGAAGGAACCGAAACAAAUUUGAUCGAAGUUAAAGAUGAACGGAGCCGAACCGUAAGUUUUUCCAAAAAAAAAACAAUGCUAAUCAUAAAUUUUUCAACCGUAUGUUUUUUUUCAGAAAGUAUCAACUCUUGAAAACACUGAUGAUAUUCGUAUUUUCAUUGCUCAUAUCAAUCCCGAAUGGCUUCUUUUCAACGACAAUACAGGUUUACACAAAAUGCACCACAAAUGGUGGUUGGAUCGAAAGAAGGUGCAUAUUUAUGCGACAAUCAAUUAUGAUUUGUACCUUCCAAUGUUCCGAAAUGUAACUAGUUUGAUAAUUGAAAGUGAAAGAAAAGUCAAUUUGAAAGAUGUGAUUGAUAGUAUGACUUGUAUAACACUUCUCAAAUUAAGCUGUCCUUUUGGAGUUGAAUGCGAAGAUGAGGAAUUGGAAAUUAUUCGCAACAAAACUGCAAAUCUUAAAUCACUUCAACUUGAUAUGGACAAUCAAAAAUCUCCGAAUAAUCAUUCUAUUUUGAAGUUCAUUGAAGAAGGAAAUCUAUGUCCAACUAGAACUUGUUUAUACUUUUCAAUUCUUGGAACAUCAGAAUCUGAACUUGAAAAUAUGUUGAAAAACAGCGAACGUGUUAGAAAUGUUCAAAAUCAUGGACCAACUUGGAUCAUUCGGAUGAAUAAUCAGAAAGAAGUUGCGCUAA